AUGCCGAUUCAAGCGGAACUGGAACCUGAAUUUCUCCAAGCUCUGGAGAACCACACAGUCACACAAGGAAGGGACGUGGCGUGGAUUAAGUCAGACUCGAAGGCGAUUCUGGCUAUACACACGAACAUGGUGGCGCUGAAUCCUCGGUUGAGCGUCACUUACAACAACCACAAUACGUGGAAGUUGCACGUAAGCAACGUGCAGGCCAACGACUCUGGCACCUACAUGUGCCAAGUCAACACAGACCCUAUGAAGAGUCAGAUGGGUCAUUUAUCCGUGGUGAUCCCGCCGGACAUAGUGGACAGUGUGACAGAGGGUAGCUCGGCACAAGAGGGCGGGAGUAUAAGAUUGACGUGCACCGCAACAGGGGUGCCGCCGCCGACCGUGUUGUGGCGACGGGAGCACAACCGACCCAUAGUGUUUAGACACGACGGUGGCAGGGAGCGAAAAGUGGUGGACAGUCACAGAGGUGAGACCCUGGAGUUGGCUCACGUGCAGAGGACUGACAUGGGUGCCUACUACUGCAUCGCCAGCAAUGGGAUACCGCCCACAGUCAGCCGACGGUACCACGUGGAAGUGCAUUUCAUACCGCAAGUCAAAGUCACCAAUCAACUAGUAGGAGCUCCACUCGGCAGCGACGUAGAACUCCAGUGUUUCAUCGAAGCCUCUCCUAAAGCUAUGAACUCCUGGUACCGAGAAGACGCACUAUUAAGCGACAAAUUGACCGAGAACCCGAAACUUCGUGUAUCAGAAACUAUAAUGAACGAGUACUCACUUUGGAUAAACUUGACUAUAAAGUCCUUGGCUCUCGCAGACUACGGAACUUAUGUGUGCGCCUCUGUCAAUGCACUGGGAAAGAUGGAGAGCCAAGUCAGUUUGCAUAGACUAGAACUAAGCAUGAACGGUUUCGGUGCCGAGGAGCCGAUGGUCUCGGGCGCAGCGUGGCAGCGCGCACGCAACUCUCCGUCCCACCGCGCGCAGCCGGCCGCGUCGCAUGCGCAUCAAUACUUCCUCGCGCAACACCUACCCCCGCAGUUAUACGCUUUACUACUAACUGUGCUGCGAUAUAUACAUACCUUCUAAACGUUUGUAAAAUGUUCUGUGAUCUAAGUUUAUGUUGAAUAGAUGUUGAUUAAAAACCUCUUUCAAAUUCUUUAUCUUCUGUAAUCCCAAAACACUGUACUUGAAACUUUUUGUUCAAUUACCAUCUAAUAGAAAUUUUCAUAUUUAUUAAUACUUACUUGAGUAGAUGGCUUAUUUUCAUAUCCGAUAUAAUUUCGACGGCAAACCUUCCUAGAAGGUCGAUAAUUUGUUGAACAACAAUUCUGAAUUUGAAAGUUAUAUCUAUUCAACAUAAGUUUAGUACGACGAGCAGUAUGUGCCACAAUAUUGUACAGAUAUUCAUGGAUAUGGCGUGUUAAUUGUUGAAAUGUUUUAAAAGAACAAAAGAAAUUACCCUUCAAUUUUAUACCUAUGGUUAAAGACAUAAGGGCUACCGCGAAUGAGUUUACCACCAGAAUCACUAGUGUAAGGAUAUUUUAUUGGAUGAACUAUUCGCUAAUACUCAGUAAUUGGCCAAUCAAUUUUUGACAGCAACAGUGAUUGAACAAAAUGUCACUACGCGUUACAUUAGUGACAUCUGGUGGCUAGAACGGGGUAGCCCUCAUUUUUUCUACUGGGUACUUACAUACGCAACGCAAAGGA
Molecule: messenger RNA, 1704 nt
Organism: Spodoptera littoralis (African cotton leafworm)
Lineage: Eukaryota; Metazoa; Arthropoda; Insecta; Lepidoptera; Noctuidae
Source: the annotation of a GenBank genome assembly